UUGGGAAGAGCGAUGCAGGCGUUACACUGGACCCUCGCGAUCGUCGGUCACUGGUGUCUGUUGAAGCAGGUGCAGGGCGUGGAGAAGCAGGUCUCUGAGUCUCUGGACUUCCUGCCUCUGGCUCCAGCUGGCUCUGUGCUGAAGGCCCUACCUUAUGGGGGCGGAGCUGAGACGUCCCAGAUCUUCUCCGCCCCGGAUGCCCCCGACUCAGAGUCCGAGCCCCCCAGAUACAGCCUGCUGAGCCCCGCAGACUGGGCGCGGAACCACUCCCUCGCCCAGACCAAGGCCCCCUACCGCUCCAAGCGCCGGCCCCAGACCAAGACCGCCAUGAAGGCCAAGAAGAUCUUCGGCUGGGGCGACUUCUACGUCAACAUCAAGGCCUUCAAGUUCACCCUGCUGGUGACGGGCAAGAUCGUGGACCACGUCAACGGCACCUUCAGCGUCUACUUCCGCCACAACUCCUCCGUCCUCGGCAACGUGACCAUCAGCAUCGUGCCGCCCUCCAAGGCCGUGGCCUUCCAGGCCCCGCCCUGGCUCCACCCCCGCCCCGCCCCCGGGCCACAGCCCCGGGAGGAGGAGCCGGAGCAGUCCACGCUGCAGUCCAAGGAGAAGGUGGCGUUCAACUGCCAGGUGGAGUACGAGAAGACCAACCGCGUGCGCAAGCCCAGGCCGUGUCUGUACGACCCGGCGCAGACCUGCUUCCUGGAGCAAACGCAGUCCCACACCGCCUGGCUCUGCGCCAAGCCCUUCAAGGUCAUCUGCAUCUUCAUCUCCUUCUACAGCGUGGACUACAAGCUGGUGCAGAAGGUCUGUCCGGACUACAACUUCCAGAAUGACCUGCCGUACUUUGGCUGAGAGGAGCCU
This is a messenger RNA of Conger conger (European conger), 864 nucleotides long. Its product is annotated as neurexophilin-4-like. The coding region runs from base 13 to 855 and encodes 280 amino acids. Lineage: Eukaryota; Metazoa; Chordata; Actinopteri; Anguilliformes; Congridae. The record is from RefSeq and is a predicted model, not a curated record. The transcript has 2 exons. Gene Ontology annotation, molecular function: signaling receptor binding.